CUUCGAAUAGAGAAAUUAAUUUUCACGCGCAGUAGUUCACAGUGGCGAAAUGGCGCGCCUAGGGUUACUCUUAGUUUUGCUUGUGUCGUUGACGACCUUGGAAUAUGCGUUGGGACAGCUGACCUGUAACCAAGACAUAUAUUCUCGAAAGCCUUGCCGUGCAAGUUCUAAAGUUGGAUGCUUGGUGGCAAAUUGCUGCUUUGAUGAUGCAAACAAUCAAUGUUAUCGCAAAGAGGCCAUCCUCUCAAUGGGUUUCCGACCAACAAAGGGACCAUCACAAACUGGAUCCAAUUUACUUCAUUUGGGAGGCGAACCUGGUUACACAGGCAACAUGCUUAUUCGAACAUGUGUACCACGAUUUGCAAGAUGCGGAAGAAUUUAUCCUCCUAUGACCGUAGAAAGGUGCCUUCAACAUUCAUGCUGCUGGAACAACCUGACAAGCACAUGUUUCCAAGCCUCUCAUUACAUUAUUCGACAAAGGACGAAUUGCCCUCCCGGAUUUACUAAUCCACCUCAGUGUAAAGACAUUGACGAAUGUGCAUCUAAUCCUUGUAUGAACGGUGGAGUCUGUUCGAAUCAUAACAACCGAUACACGUGCACGUGCCCAGCUGGAAUUACUGGGACCAACUGCGAAAAUGUAUGUAGCGCUCCUCCGACCGUAAGUUUUGGCUCGUAUGCUCCCACCGGUACCACAUUCAACGCAGGAGCAACAGUUGUGUAUUCCUGCUCAGCAGGUUACACAAUAUCGGGCGCAACCACAUUGACGUGCCAAGUUACUAAAGUCUGGACACCCGCGGCUCCAACUUGUAUCAAGGCUUGCAGCGGCCCACCAACUGGACCUGGACUCAGUUAUGCGCCGCCAGGCACAACAUUCAAUAUAGGACAAUCUGUAACCUACAGUUGUUUAACCCAACCAGCACUCGUAGGACCAACCACCAACAACUGUCUUGCUGGUGGAGUAUGGAGCAGUACAUCUGCUCCCACUUGCGAUGGCUGCGGUCCACCACCAGCGAUCACAAACGGAAUUUAUACCCAAAACAAACCAUCGUACAGCUUAAACGAAAUGGUCCAAUAUACAUGUGCCACGGGUUACACCUUAAUUGGAAGCAGUUCUAACCAGUGUAUGGCUGGAAACACAUGGUCCCAAACUACUGCGCCCACAUGCUCGUCAGCUGUUUGUCCAACCGUCCCAACAGUUGCUUUUGGCUCGUUCACUCCUACAACGGCUUCCGUGCCCAACGUCGCGAUUGGUGGCUCCGCCACCUAUACAUGUAAUCCAGGUUACAGUCUCAAGGGGUCGGCAACGAUCAACUGUGGAGCAGGGCCUGCAUGGGUAUACCCAUCUGGACCGACAAGUUGUACGCGAGACUGUGCGGCUCCGCCAAUCAUCGGGUCAAACGGAAAUCAACCGGCAGCUUCAGUACCUUAUAUCGAGGGGGAAACAGUACAGUACAGUUGUUCAGGAGCAUUCAGUAUUUCGGGAUCUGCCACACUAACAUGCACUUCAGGAAGCUGGGUUCCAGCCGCUGCACCGACUUGCGUAGCAGAUUGUCCCCCUAAUCCAAUUUCUGUCGGCACCGGAACAACUUCCGUUACCGGAACAUCUUUCCCUGUUGGAACCACCUUGACGUAUACCUCAUGCCUAACUCCACCGGGUGCACAGCUAGUAGGGACAACUACCAAUGAAUGUUUAACAGGAGCGUCAUGGAAAAAUCCUCCGCCUGAAUGCAAGCUUGAAUGCCCACGACCGACCCCACCAGCAAAUGGAGCCAUAACACCAACUACUGCAUCAAUUCCGAGCGGACAAAGUUACACGUUUUCUUGCGAUGCUGGCUACACCUUUAAUCCACUUGGACAAAUGGCUGUGCCUUGCACGAUAACAGGCAGUACAGUCACAUUCAAUGUUCCUGCCACAAACAUAUGUUUAAAGAAUUGUCCCGCCGCUCCUGCUGCUGGUGCAAACUCUGUUGCGACGACCUAUUCUACCGCUGUAAUUGGCACCACGUACUCCCCGGAUACUGUUGCUACGUAUGCAUGCGCCGCCAAUUUUGACUUUCCAUCUGGAACAAGUGAUAAACUAGUGUGCCAAUCUACGGGCGUAUGGAGUCCAACGUCAGCACCAGUCUGUCAAGCAGCAUGUGGAACUCCGCCACUUACUACUAACCUUGCAGCUGCCCCCGUGGCUACAAAAUAUGGUUUAGGAGCUUCUAUUACAUACUCCUGUGCCAAUAAUGAAAAGGUAAUUCCACAGUCGUCAAUCACAUCAACUUGCGGGGCAAAUGGCGUGUGGAGUGUCGCUACUGCACCUACAUGCCAAGCAGUGUGCAUCAAUCCACCACCAUUUGCUGCUGGAACAGGCACGUUAACUCCCAUCCAAGCCACAUAUACUGCCUCACAAACGGUAACAUACACAUGUGCAGCUGGCAGUAACUUAGUUGGCACCAGUACUACUACUUGCACUGCUGGAACGCUUGCCUGGGUUCCACCCACUGGGCCCCAGUGUGUUCCAGAUUGUCCAACAUUCCCACCAGCUAACGCGAACAGCAAUAUUGCGACAACUCCAACAGCACCAUUCACAACUGGAAAUACGGUCGUAUACUCAUGCAAUACUGGUUUUACACCACUAGGAUCUUUGACCCUUACCUGUCAAAACACUGGCGUCUGGUCACCUACCACAGCUCCAACAUGCCGAAAAGUCUGUUCUGCCCCACCGGGCUUAAGCAGCGGCACCGGCCAAUUUGCACCGGUAAAGACAGAGUAUGAAGUCAAUGAAGAAGUUACGUACAGCUGCACAGGAGUACUUAAUGUUCGUGGAGUCAACAAAAACAAAUGCAAAGCCGACGGUACUUGGGAAUACACUACAGGUCCAUCAUGCGAAGCAGUUUGCUAUGCUGCUCCUACUAUCACCAAUGGCGAUUACACACCAAAGAACACAUACACUAAUGCAUUAGGAUCUGUUACUUAUACUUGCAAUGCUGGUUCAGUUCCUACCACGCCACAAACUGUCACAUGCCAAUCUGCUACUUUAACUUGGUCGCCAACGCCUAGUUGCCGAAAAUCGUGCGCUGCGCCCCCCGCUGUAACGAAUGCUGGUACUGGAUCAGCUUCUACGUGGGCAGAGGGAGAUGUUAUCACUUACGCGUGUGCACCCACUACCUCAUACAAGAUUGUUGCCGCUACUUCUGGCAAUAACGCCCCCCAUCAGAACGAGUGUCUGUCGACAGGCUUGUGGAAAUACACCACACCUGCCGACUUACCUACAUGCGUUGCAAUUUGCUCAACUGCGCCCACGACGACCACUGGUACCACUACCAUCACUCCUGCCGCAGGACCUUAUGAUUUGAACACAAAUGCUGUAUACACUUGCACUUCUCCUUCACCCUCAAAUCCUCUGGGAGAUACUACACUUACAUGUACAGGCCCAAAUACGUGGACACCAGCAACCGCGCCCACAUGUGUGUCAGCCUGCAUUAACGUGCCCCAGAUCGCUGCAAAUGGAAACCAAAUUACUGGCACCCAGUGGACUGGUGGCCAGACUGUCACCUACUCCUGCACUUCUGCUGCAUACGCAUUAACAACGCCAACCAUUAACACCUGUACAGCAUCGACUCUUACCUGGACAAGCGCAACAGCUCCUUCAUGUUUGCAAAAAUGCACAACUGCACUCCCGUCUGCUCCAUCCAAUGGCAAUAAUGUACUCGAUACAACGAAAAAUCCCGUCCCUGGAGAAAACGUGGAAGGCACGCGUUACACUUACACUUGCGCCGCCACUUACGCUCUUGCAAUCGGUUCUUCCACGGAAAACACGUGUACAGGAGGUGCAUGGCCUAACGCCGCCCCAUCAUGCGUGCCCGCCUGUACCAAUCCACCAGCUGGGACAGUAGGCAGUCCAACCCCAAGCCCCAACAAUGCUCUUAACCCCCAGGGCACAUCAGUAACAUACACCUGUGGUAGUGGAACAACCUUAGUUGGUACGGCAACGAUAACAUGCCAGGCUACCCGCGCAUGGUUACCGGCUACUGCACCAGAAUGCAUUACAGACUGUACCGCGCCACCUUCUAUUCCAAGCAAUGGAGCUGCAAACACACCUGCUGCCGGCCCAUACACAAUUGGGUUGUCUAUUACUUAUGCCUGUGCGGCCAACUUCAGACUGGUCGGUUCAACAACAAAUACGUGCCAAAGGGUUGGAACUGCUACUGCGGGAACUUGGUCAGCAGCUGCUCCGACUUGCGCUCCAAGUGAUAAAGAUCUUGACAUUGUCAUGAUUUUGGAUGGAAACGAUCCGUUGGACGGAUGUAGUUCAAAAACCCCAGCAGUCACCCCCCCUAUUCUACCCGGCGGUUCGCUCACGGGAUCAGCGUUCCCAAACUUUUUCCUUCAGCAGAGCCUGGCAGCAGCAAUUGAAUCUGGUUGGGGAACUGUCGCCCAAGCAAAUACGAGAAUCGGCUACCAUAUGCAUGCCGGAGUUUGCACAUCAGCAACUAACCAGAACCAACUGCCAAUUAAACAAUUGUCGUCUACUGCAAGUACUCUUACUCUGUUCACAAGUCUUGCAUACCCGUGUGCAACCCCAAAUAAUCCGAUAAAAGCAAUACAAUGUGCCGAAACCUACCACUUUAUCGCCAAUCAUGGGGACCGACCAACUAUAUCGAAUGUUGUGAUUCUAGUUAUGCACAACACACAAUCAUACACCGCUGCUGAACGAGCUACCUUCUUGACUGAAAUCACUGCCAUUCGAGCAUCGCUGAAGGGAACUCUUAUGAUUGUCUCUAUACUGCCAUCUGUCGACAGCAACUAUGCUGCUAAUGAAGCAUACAUCCGUAUGCUGCUUGGAUGCCCAGCAGCUGGGGUUUGCCUCAAUUUCCUGGGUUCCGCCGCUACGUCGUCCACCGUCCUGUCAAAGCUGCGUUUGGCGGCCGCCACUCUUCCUUAGAUUGUUAAGCAUUAGACGCUUUAGUUUCUUUGUACAAAAUACACCGUUUGGUCACUUUCAUGUUCACCCACCCAAAAACUAUAUUAAGCAGCAAAAAUCCAGUUCUUAUAUAAUACACACACAACUAAGUAAAAUUUUGCCGUUGGUACAACUUGCCUAAUAAUUAAAAAUAUCAGGUCUGCUGUGUAAACUUCCAUUGGAAAUCGUAUUGUGGGAGGCUGCGCUUGUGGAAAACGUGAAGUUUAUUUAAAUGUAUUUGUUCUUCUGGUGAUUGUAAUGCUUUCGACCUGCCAAUGCUCUACCCUCACGCUAAUAUCUACUAACGCCAGCAUGUUGCUAUUUCAAUAAAUCGUAACUUUACAA
Messenger RNA from Ciona intestinalis (vase tunicate), 5296 nucleotides. NCBI's taxonomy places the organism in Eukaryota, Metazoa, Chordata, Ascidiacea, Phlebobranchia, Cionidae. The record is from RefSeq and is a predicted model, not a curated record.